Molecule: messenger RNA, 528 nt
Organism: Syzygium oleosum
Lineage: Eukaryota; Viridiplantae; Streptophyta; Magnoliopsida; Myrtales; Myrtaceae
Product: bifunctional protein FolD 4, chloroplastic-like
Exons: 3
Coding region: 1-528 (175 amino acids)
Biological process (GO): tetrahydrofolate interconversion
Cellular component (GO): cytosol
Molecular function (GO): methenyltetrahydrofolate cyclohydrolase activity; methylenetetrahydrofolate dehydrogenase (NADP+) activity
Source: RefSeq, a predicted model, not a curated record
AUGGCGGCAUUCAGGAUGGCCACCUGCCGCAUGUUCGACAAAAUGCUUCAGUUGUGUGCUUGUGAAGCUUCAGUUGCGAUCGAGGCUUGUGCCAAAGUGAUUGAUGGAAAAUACAUUGCAAAGCAAAUCAGAGACGAGAUUUCAGCUGAAGCAUCUAGAAUGAAGGAGGCGAUUGGGGUUGUACCGGGGUUAGCGGUGGUUCUUGUCGGCGACAGGAAGGAUUAUGCUCCAUAUGUACGCAACAAGAAAAAGGCUUGUGAGUCUGUGGGGAUUAACUCCUUUGAAGUGCAUUUGCUCACAGAUUCAAAAGAAGAAGAUGUGCUCGAGUUUAUCUCAGGAUUCAAUGAUGAUCCUUCGGUUCAUGGCAUUCUUGUUCAGUUACCACUGCCUUCACAUAUGAAUUUACAGAGAAUCCUAAAUGCAGUAACUAUCGAGAAAGAUGUGGACGGAUUUCACCCAUUGAACAUUGGUCAACUUGCUAUGAUGGGUAGAGAGCCCUUGUUUGUGCCCUGCACUCCAAAAGGCUGA